GCCCCGGCGGAGAAGCUGAGGUCAUCAUCGAAUUUGAAAUAUUUAAAGUGGAUACAAAACUGUUUCAGCAAUGCAGACAAUUAAGUGUGUUGUUGUGGGCGAUGGUGCCGUUGGUAAAACAUGUCUUCUGAUAUCCUACACAACAAACAAAUUUCCAUCUGAGUAUGUACCAACUGGUUUUGACAACUAUGCAGUCAAAGUUAUGAUUGGUGGAGAGCCAUAUACUCUUGGACUUUUUGAUAAUGCAGGGCAAGAGGAUUAUGACAGAUUACGACCGCUGAGUUAUCCACAAACAGAUGUAUUUCUAGUCUGUUUUUCAGUGGCCUCUCCAUCCUCAUUUGAAAAUGUGAAGGAAAAGUGGGUGCCUGAAAUAACUCACCAUUGUCCAAAGACUCCUUUCUUGCUUGUUGGGACCCAAAUUGAUCUCCGAGAUGACCCCUCUACGAUUGAGAAACUUGCCAAGAACAAACAGAAGCCUAUCACUCCAGAGACUGCUGAAAAGCUGGCCCGUGACCUGAAGGCGGUCAAGUAUGUGGAGUGUUCUGCACUCACACAGAAAAGCCUAAAGAAUGUAUUUGACGAAGCAAUACUGGCUGCCCUGGAGCCUCCCGAACCGAAGAAGAGCCGCAGGUGUGUGCUGCUACGAACAUCUCUCCAGAGCCCUUUCCACACAGCUGGUGUCAGCAUCGUACUAAAAGCAAUGUUAAAUCAAACUAAAGAUUAAAGAUUAAAAUUCGUU
Messenger RNA from Zalophus californianus (California sea lion), 739 nucleotides. RefSeq names its product cell division control protein 42 homolog. The record is from RefSeq and is a predicted model, not a curated record. NCBI's taxonomy places the organism in Eukaryota, Metazoa, Chordata, Mammalia, Carnivora, Otariidae. The transcript has a single exon. The coding region runs from base 71 to 724 and encodes 217 amino acids. Gene Ontology annotation, biological process: small GTPase-mediated signal transduction. Gene Ontology annotation, molecular function: GTP binding; GTPase activity.